Messenger RNA from Anisakis simplex (herring worm), 336 nucleotides. Lineage: Eukaryota; Metazoa; Nematoda; Chromadorea; Rhabditida; Anisakidae. The record is from the annotation of a GenBank genome assembly.
AAAGUGCGCGUGUGGGAUGAAGAUAACGAUCUGAAGAGUAAGUUGAGGCAGAAGUUAACCAGAGAAUCGGAUGAUUUUCUUGGCCAAACCAUCAUUGAGGUUCGAACGCUGAGUGGUGAAAUGGACGUUUGGUACAAUCUUGAGAAGCGAACAGAUAAAUCGGCGGUCAGCGGUGCGAUUAGGUUACAAAUUAGUGUCGAGAUUAAGGGUGAAGAGCGAUUGGCUCCUUAUCAUAUACAAUAUACGUGCCUUCACGAACAUCUUUUUCAGGUGAUCUCUUUGCUUCGCUGUUGUUUUUUUUUUGUUUUCAUUGAUCGUUACGAUUUAGCGAUUUAG